Molecule: messenger RNA, 1462 nt
Organism: Eublepharis macularius
Lineage: Eukaryota; Metazoa; Chordata; Lepidosauria; Squamata; Eublepharidae
Exons: 2
Coding region: 75-707 (210 amino acids)
Source: RefSeq, a predicted model, not a curated record
AUUUGCUGAUUCCCACUUGUUUGAGAGGGGCCUUUGGGCAGUGUUGUUCCCCUUGGCCUGAAUAGGUUUUUUUCAUGGGGGGAGCCUGCCUAGUUUGGCUUGGCAUUUCUUUGCUUGGUACUGGCCUGGGCAUUCCUUGCAUUCUUUGGUUUAUCCAGGCAGUGGCCUUAGCUGUAAGUAUGCCUCCAAAAAAAGGCAUGGGGAAGAGCAAAGGCAAGGAGCCUGCCAAGCGACCCCCUGCUAGGCAAGCUAUGCCUCCUUCGUCAUCAGACGAGGAGGAGGAUGAGGCUGCACAGCAGGAAAUUCUUGCUAAGUUGGCUGCACUCGAGAGGAGCAGGGGGGUUCCCUCUGGGCAGCUUUCAGGCGCUAGGGACCAAAGAGCCUCUAAGAGGGUAUCUACAGCCACCUUCCAGUGUGAGGUGUUAACCCAUUUGUCUCUUCUUGAAGGUUCCACAGGUGCAGUGGCUGCUCAGCCUGGAAGUCUUGAGGCUGGGGGGAUGGCUGAUCUAGAGGAGCAGGAAGCUCAGGAGAUGGCUGAGGGGCCUCCCAUUGCUGUGGUUGUGGAUCAACCUGAGCCUGUGGGUGCUGUUGUUCGCCGUGGGAGGUGUCGGAUUCUCAUUUGUGGACACAGUAUGAUCUUUUGGGCUGUGCAUCAGGCCAAGAGGACUCCGCUGGGGUCCCAGCUUGGCCUUAGCCGGUGGGCCUAGGUUGAGUGGCAGGGCCGUCGGGGCCUACGUUGGCCGGGCCUGUUGCCACUCCUGCUUGAGGGAAGAUCUGCCCCUCCGCCUAAUUUCUUAGUUAUCCACUUAGGUGGAAAUUAUUUGGGUUGGAUUAAAGGUAAGGCCCUUACUUUGCAGGCACAGGCUGACCUAGCAUUCAUUGCCAAGCAAUGGCCUGGUGUACUCAUCAUCUGGUUGGCUAUCUUCCCACGCCGCGUAUGGCGGGAGGCUUUGGACCAUGAUGCAGGGGAGCGUGCCAGGCGUAAGGCCAACAAGGCUAUUUUUAAGGCUUUGGGUGCAGGGCUGGGGAUUUACUUGCCCCACCCGCGAAUUCAUGACUCGUAUGUCGACCUCUACAGAGGAGAUGGUAUUCACUUGUCGCGGAAAGGCAAUGAAAUAUUCUUGACCGAUUUGCGGCAAGGGUUAUGGCUUUCCCUGCAGGAAAUGUGGGGCGUCAGGGCCUAAGCAGAGGCUUGGCCCUUGCGGUGGCAGGUUAGUUUGGGUAGGCAGAGCGGGCCGGUGAGCACCCGGUGGCACAGCCCCAUUGGUGGGGAAUGGGGGUCUGUCUCGAUUCGGCUAGCAGGCUUUACGGCUGCCAGUGGAGAGGGCAGGCUGCCCUGGGACCCCCUGGAAAAGGCCUUCCCUCGGGCUUUAUGGCUGGGGUGUAUGGUGCUUUAAAGGGGGGAACCAUCCGCCUGGCCAACCGGGUUACAGCCAUGCAAUGGAUGGCUCACACCUGGGGC